AUGCCGGCAUCCGAUCUUCCAAUCAACCACAUGCUGCAACUCUCUCCGGACCGCACUGAACGGAACGGUCGCUUUGCAGAAAAGACACAAUGGCUCACAAUGAACUACUUCUUUGAGCGAAGGCUGGUCAAGUACGCGCUCUCUGCCCUUGCAAACCCCCAAGCUACCAAAUCAGUGUCACAAAGAGUCAUGUGCACGAGCAUGUCAUUCUCAGAACAUCCUAGGCCUUCCGUGUCGAGUCUCGUCGGCCCCGGCAGAUGGGUCUGA
Sporothrix schenckii 1099-18 is the source of this 267-nucleotide messenger RNA. RefSeq lists its product as uncharacterized. The record is from RefSeq and is a predicted model, not a curated record. The transcript has a single exon. NCBI's taxonomy places the organism in Eukaryota, Fungi, Ascomycota, Sordariomycetes, Ophiostomatales, Ophiostomataceae. Bases 1 to 267 code for a protein of 88 amino acids.